Molecule: messenger RNA, 4752 nt
Organism: Penicillium angulare
Lineage: Eukaryota; Fungi; Ascomycota; Eurotiomycetes; Eurotiales; Aspergillaceae
Product: putative ABC transporter
Exons: 10
Coding region: 1-4752 (1583 amino acids)
Biological process (GO): lipid transport; transmembrane transport
Cellular component (GO): membrane; intracellular membrane-bounded organelle
Molecular function (GO): lipid carrier activity; ATP hydrolysis activity; ATP binding
Source: RefSeq, a predicted model, not a curated record
AUGGUGGAAUGGAAUAGAAUUACCCGGCAAACCGGGACAUUGACCUGGAAGAACCUCUUGGUGUUCUACAAAUCGCCAAUUGCCUCCGUGAUCAAAGCGCUCUUGGUCCCUAUUGUGGUGACUCUUGUUUUCUCCUUUCUUAAAGAUAUCAAGUCAUCAGGAUCUGGAACCCCAUAUGACUUCUCAAAUACUGGAAGGGAGGUUCUCACUCUGUCUGAUGCCAUGGCUGCGGCCUCAUCCCAACGACUAGUAGUCGCUACGAAUGGGAUUCACGAUGCCCAGCUGAACAAUUCGAUCAAUGCAAUUUUCCAAGACUCGGGAAUGAGUGCCUUCGAUCUCGAGCUCAUCGAUAGUCCCAACGCCAUUUUCGAUAGCUGCAAGCAGUCUAUUCACGGUACUAGUUCAUGCUUUGCUGCUGUCGUUUUCACAGUCUUUAACAGUACCCAUGCCGAAUACGUCGUCGGUCUCGAUUCGGACUUUCUCACAAAUUCACCCACCAGUGCAGAGCCAGGCCAGUCUGUUCUCUCAAAGCGAGUUAUGCCAUUACAAUGGGCACUGAAUGCUCAAAUUGGAGGGUUCAAAUCCACCCAAAGGCCGACUGAGAAGACGUGGGAUGGGUAUAUUUACGUGACGGAGUUUGAACCAGAAGAAGAUGCUGGAGCCUACUGGCUUUCCCUUGUCAACUUGAUCGUUUCCCCAAUAUUUGUCUUCAUAUUCAUUACCGCCACCUAUCAUAUUGGUAGUGCAGUGGCCAGCGAACGACAGAGUGGUGUUGUGGAACUUCUAAUGGCACAGGGAGUCACCACCACGCCCCGAAUCCUAUCGAACCUCCUAUCCUUCUCCGCCCUCUAUAUACCCGGCGUCAUCAUCUGCUCAAUCAUACUCGGCGAAGUCCUGUUCGUGAAUACAUCUACUGGUCUUAUAUUUAUCCUCACGGUUCUCGCCGCUUUAUCAUUUAUCGUGACCUCUCAUUUCAUCGGGUCGUUCUUUUCCAAAUCAUCCGUGUCCGGAAUGUGCACAUGUAUCUUGAUUGUCAUACUUGCUUUCGUUAGUCUGUCUGAGAGCUUGGCUUACUAUAAGGAUGCCGGCCAGAUACUAGGCCUCUCGAUAGUCUUCCCGCCUUAUGCCUUCUCCACGUUCAUUCGAGACAUCGCGGGUACGGAAGAAUCAAUGAAAGCUUGGCCCAACACUGAGAUUGCCAAAGAGGACACUAUGAUAAACGGGUAUCUUUACUUUAUGUGUUUCCUCAUACAAAUCUUUGGCUACGGUGCGUUGGUCUUCCUUGUCGAGCACCUACGCUGGGGUGUUCCACAACGCCGGGAAUGGUCAGAGACGUCGGAUCAGGUUGCUCUAAAAUUGACCAAUUUGUCUAAGACUUAUGGCAAGAAAAAGGAAGCUGUCAAAGAUUUCAAUGCCGAGGUACAGCACGGAUCGGUUACUUUCCUAUUAGGUCCGAAUGGAAGCGGGAAGACUACAGCAUUGAAAUGUAUCUCGGGAGUUCUGAAUGUGGACGACGGAUCGAAGAUCCAGUUCAGUCGCGAUGGUCUCUCUCUUGGCUUGUGUCCACAACACAACGUUUUGUGGGAUGAAUUGACUAUUGUCGAGCAUGUUCGUCUUUGGGCCAGCCUUAAAGGCAUCGGAAAUGCGCCAAGUACCCAGGAGAUAGAUGAUGUGAUUGCCGAGUGUGAUUUAACUGAAAAGGCCUACGCGGCAGCUGGAACGUUGAGUGGAGGUCAAAAAAGGCGAUUGCAGUUGGCCAUUGCCUUUGCCGGUGGAUCGAAAGUGGUCUGUAUUGAUGAGGCAUCAAGUGGAUUGGACCCAUUAUCCCGUCGCAAUAUUUGGAAUAUCAUCCAGGAAGGUCGACGCCAUCGGACGACCGUCUUGACCACACACUUUCUAGACGAAGCCGAUGUUCUCGCCGAUCACAUCGUCAUCAUGUGCAAGGGUAGCUUGGUCUGCCAAGGAAGCAGCAUUGCCCUUCGCGCCCAAUAUGGUGACAACUACCGAAUCCGCGUGGACGACGAUCAAGAAACGUCCUGGAGAGCUGCGAAUUCCACUGAAGCGACCCAAAAGGUUCUUGAGCUGGAGCGUCUGCGACCCGAUCUAUCUUGUCAUGUCACUUUCCCCACUCUAGAACAAGUGUUUCUUAGAACAACCUCCGAAUUCGGUACUGCAGUCGAUGGUACUGCGGAAGACGGCAUGGUCGGUGAAGAGCAGAACACUGAAGAUGACUCCAAUACUGUCUUGGAAGACAAGAUCCUGGCCCUUGAGAGUGAAUUUACAGGCGAUGAUUUAAACCUCGACGUGAGACAAUCCGUGGGAUUAUUCUGGCAGAUAUGGGUGCUGUUUCGAAAGCGCUAUCAACUUCUUUAUCGCGCGUCGGGCAUGAUUGUUUACGCGGUGAACCUUCUCCUACCUAUAAUUUUGGCUGCGGCAUUGGCCACAUUUUUCGUCUCAUGGGAUGCACUCGUAACCUGUGAGGAAAGCUAUAACAAGUAUAUUCAUCCCGUUGGCGCAGACAUUGCUCCAUUUGACGCCCAGUCAAACUUGGCAUCGACUAUGCAAUAUGAAGUUCUCGGCCCCACGAAGCAGUUUCAGGGUGCCGUGCAAGAUGCACUCUUCGUGGAUACUUUAAAUUAUUUGACUUAUGAUAUGACCGAUGCAGAGCUUCUAAAGAGCCGCAACUAUACCAACAGCGAGGAUCAGUUUAACAGCGACAUGAAAAAAGCUCAAGGAGAUGCUGGAUUCGGGAUCUACGCACCAACACCAGAAUCUGCCGUUCUGUAUCACGCCGCAGCCUAUACCGGUGCUGAGACUGGCAUGAGCGGUCUGGACCUCAUUACGAACCGCAUUGCCAACUCGACUUCAGACAAUCAAGCUCGGCAAAUAAGGGCUCGACUGCGGACCAUGACCCAUGUUGAACCGGGUCAUAAUGGGCUGGAUAUGCCAGUUGCAAUUCUGAUUGUCCUUGUCAUGAUAGCAUCUGUGUCGACCUCAGUCAUCUAUCCUAUUUACGAAAGAGUUUCGAAUGUGCGAGCUUUAGAAUACAGUAAUGGUGUCUCACCAUUUGCUCUUUGGGCUGCAUAUCUUUUGUUUGAUACACAGUUCAUCAUCAUGGAAAGUUUGGUUGUUUAUGGUCUGCUCUUCAUACUCCCGUCCAACGCAGUCUGGUACAGCCCAAGUGCCAUUUUCGGCGCCUUUAUUCUUUUUGGAAUUGCAUCAUAUCUUGGUUGUUACUUGGUUUCUAACGUCAUCCGUCGUGGAGGCUACGCCGCAGCCCUCGGAAUCCACAUCGUCUUGUUUGUGAUCUAUAUCGUUGCUUACGUAGGAAAUCAAGAGGGCAGCUCCGCGGACAAUAUACAAGAUAUCUACAACUCCAUCCAAGCUGGUCUUGGUCUUAUCUGCCCCGCCGCCAAUCUUGCCCGAGCACUAUGGGUCGGUAGGAAUACCUUCGACGUGCUGUGUGGGAAGAACGGCCAAGCGGACGUAUCAUAUCCAUUUAAAUAUGACAUUUAUGGCGGUGUCUACGCCAACCUGACGUAUCAGAUCAUUUUUCUUUCUUUAGUGAUCGGCAUCUACGAAUACGCCGGCACAGGCUGGUUCCAACCCCUUCUCUUCUGGCGACGCAAGUCCCCAAUGAGAUUACACCACCGGGUUGACGAUGGCCUUAAUUCCUUCGACAGCAGACGAGACAUCGUCCUUGAAGACAGCCGUAUCCACGCCCCAAGAGUCAGCGAUGAAUCUUCAAUCUUGAAUGUUUCUCGCGUAAGCAAAUUUUUCAGUCGCUCUUUCGUCGCACAGAAUAUCUCAUUCUCUAUCUCUCCAAAUCAAACACUUGCGCUGUUGGGAAGUAAUGGAGCGGGAAAAACCACCGUUAUCAACAUGAUCCGCGGAGAGCUCCGACCAGACUUCGGGGAUAUCUUUGUGAAUGGAAUAUCUGUUCUUACAAAUCUUCGUAAAGCAAGAUUGAACAUCGGUGUCUGUCCACAGGAUGACGCGGUUGACAACUUGACCGUUCGACAGACCUUGGAGUUUUAUGCCGCUGUCAAAGGAUUACAGCGCGUAAAGCAGAACGUGGACCAAGUACUCAGAGCCCUGGAUAUCACACAGUAUGCCAAAGUUACUGCCAGAGCGUUGAGUGGCGGAACAAAACGGAAGUUAACGGUCGCAAUUGCUAUACUGGGAAACCCACCUCUUCUCCUACUAGAUGAGCCUUCUACAGGCCAAGACGCCGGCGCGAAACGAAUCCUGUGGCGAGCGCUCCAACGCAUUCGGGCGAACCGCGCCAUCCUGUUCACAACACAUAGCAUGGAAGAGGCCGAAGCAUUAGCGUCCAAGGUCGCUAUCAUGCGAACAUCUCUCUUAGUCUGUGGACCUCUCCAGACUCUAAACGAUACAUACGGCGGCGCAUUUAGACUCCGCGGAGCGCGCUGUGAGAGCGUGGUAGCCGAUACCGCGCGUAAUAAGGUAUAUGAUGUCUUUUCAAGCAUGGACUUGCCAAUAUCGCGAUACGAAGAUACAAGGGGAAUUGUGCAAUUUUUCGUCAAGUAUGAGAAGAAAGAUCUUGGGAAGAUCCUUUCUGCUAUGGAGAGUUUGAAGGUGAAUGAUUCUGAGAAAUAUGGAGAGCAGGAUCAUGGUGGAUCGGGGUCUGCAAGACCGACCGAAAGUGAGAUGAAGGUGUUUGAAGAUUAUACCCUGAUUGAGCCCACACUUGAAGAGGUGUUCAUGAAUGUUGUGAAGGAGGGUGAAUGA